Paramecium pentaurelia is the source of this 1723-nucleotide messenger RNA. NCBI's taxonomy places the organism in Eukaryota, Ciliophora, Oligohymenophorea, Peniculida, Parameciidae. The record is from the annotation of a GenBank genome assembly.
AUGAACAAUAAUCAAAUAGAAUUGGAAAAUAGAUCAAAUUCAUAGUUUAAUUCUUAAUAAGAAAUCUAAUUGAAUUAACUUGAUUAAAGUAAUGAGACUGCUAUUAAUUAACUUAUUUAAAUUCUUAAUAAUUAAACAAACCUUCCAAUAGAUUAAUUCAAAUAAUUAGUUGAUUCAGCACUAAUUGAUAAACAAUUUUUGAUAUUGACAUUAAACCCAAAAGGGAAAUACUUUUAGAAUUUGAGAAAACUCAUAUUAUUAAUAGUUGGAUUCUUAGCUUUUCAGUUUUAUUAACUUCUAUAUCUUUUCACAUAGAAUUAAAUCACUUAAGAUCAUGAUGAUAUACAAUCUAAAUUAAUGUAUUGAUAUUAGCGAUUUAGUUUAAAAACCCAAUAGCAUAUUAUGAACAAGAGCUAAUCUAGAACUAAUUUAUAUUUGGAAGAAUAAAUCAAUAAUUUAUUGAUAGUAAUUAUGAUUAGGAUUAUAUAUAUCAUAAUAUCCUACUGCAGUUUUUGUUUGAUAAAACCACUAUCUUAACAUUAUUCAAAUAAAAAUGUAUAUAAAUUAUUAUAUAUUUAAGUUAUUACUAUUUUUUCUUUUGCUAAUAGGAUGUACUUAUUUUAUAUAAGGAACAUAAUGUAAUAUAUAUCCAAAUUAUGAAACUUUACAUUUUGAAGAUAUUGGAAAAUUAAAUAAUUCGAAAAUCUAUUGGGAUAAUUUUAUUUUUUUUGGCUGUUUUUUUGUGUAAGGAAUGUCAUCCGCAAUUAUAUUAUAUUUAUUAUUGUAAUAGGUUUAAUUUAUUUUGAAGAAAAAUUAAAGAUUAAUCUUUUACAAUGAUUUUUCAUUGGUGAUAAUUGAAUUCAUUAUGGUGUCAUCUGUUUUACAUAUGAUUUUUAAAGAAUAAUAUAAUUUUAACUUAAUUAUAAUGUGGAUUCCUUUUUCUUUAAUCACAUUAUAUGGUUUUUUUACUAUUUAAGAUUCACCACUUUGUAUUUUAGACAGAAUUUCAUAUUAUUAAUAAAUCUCAAAAUAAAAUCAAUAAAAUCUAAAAAAAUAAUAAAUUGCUAUCAAUAAAUUUGAUGAUUUAAUUACAGAAUUUCAAUCUAAUUUGAAUUCUAUUUAUUCAACAAAUUUCUAAAAUAAAGUUUAUUUUAGUGAAGAGUAAGUAUCAAUAUUAGUAAAUAAAUUUUAAUUUAAAAUAAGCAAAUAAUAAGAACCUAGUUAUAUAGUUAAUUUUAUAAUGUUUACUUUAAGUUUACUAUAUUUUGGGCAUUUGUUUAAAUUAUAUGUAUUUAUAAAUCAAUUGCAAUGGUCAAUUUAAACUUUAGCUUUAAUAUUAUCUAUUUUCGAAUUACUAGGAUAUUUUAUUGGAAAUUAUUGUAUAAGUGAAUUAUAUAAUCAACAUUUAUUAAGAAAAUUAUUGAUGACUUUUGGAUUGAUUAAUUAUUUAAGUUCUUUGCCAAGUUUUCAAUCCAUUCAUAGUUCAUUUUAAAGUUAAGUAGAAUUCUUUUCUAUUCUAAUUAUUAGAUUAUUGUUUUCUUUAACUAUCAAAGCAUUUUUAAUGUAAAAAAAUUAAUAUAAUAGAUAAUUUUCAUAAUAUAAAUUAAAUUUUGGAUUCUUAAUGUUAGGUAUAUUACUUGCUAAUAUAAACUUAUUAUAAAUAUAAUUAUUUUAAGUGAUAAUUGCAACUAUUCUAUUAUUUGCUUAUCAUUUAGCAAAGUGA